Chelmon rostratus (copperband butterflyfish) is the source of this 1054-nucleotide messenger RNA. RefSeq names its product anaphase promoting complex subunit 16 (gene anapc16). The coding region runs from base 146 to 472 and encodes 108 amino acids. Lineage: Eukaryota; Metazoa; Chordata; Actinopteri; Chaetodontiformes; Chaetodontidae. The transcript is spliced from 4 exons. The record is from RefSeq and is a predicted model, not a curated record. Gene Ontology annotation, cellular component: kinetochore; cytosol; anaphase-promoting complex. Gene Ontology annotation, biological process: protein ubiquitination.
UUAGACUUACAUCUGUGGUAAGAAUGUCACCGCUUCUAACGUAAAGUGCUGUCUUUGUCGUAAAGUAGUAGCAAGACAUCUAAACAGAUAGCAAACCAACUGCGUAGAUUUAAAGUCGUUAUAGGUUUACUAGGACAUUGACGUGAUGGCUGCGUCUUCUUCGUCCUCUUCUGCGGGAGGUGUGAGCGGCAGCUCGGUGACUGGCUCUGGAUUCAGUGCUUCAGAGCUCAUCCCUCCCAGGAAAGUCUUGUACACAUAUCCCAAAGGCGCAGGUGAAAUGAUGGAAGAUGGCUCAGACAGAUUUUUAUGUGAGUCUGUAUUCAGCUACCAAGUUGCCUCCACACUUAAACAGGUCAAACACGAUCAGCAAGUUUCUCGGAUGGAGAAACUUGCGAGCUUGGUGGAGGAGCUGGAAGCAGAUGAGUGGCGGUACAAACCAAUUGAACAGCUAUUGGGAUUUACACCGUCUUAAAUAAUAGAGAUCCAGAUGCCUUUGCAUAAAAAAAUCAGCCAAAUAAAAGGAGACGUUUUGUUUUUUUGUUUUUUUUGGUUCAUAAAUUAUAUUCCUUCUUUGUGGUUUUAUUUUCUAUCAUAAGUGGGAAAUGUUACUUGGAGAUACUGAAUGUCAAAUGUAUUAUUUUAUUGCUUUUACUUUUGUAUGAGCAUGGUUUGCGUUUUUAAAACCACUUGUUUUAUUUUGCCCGGCAUUCUAAAAUAAAACCCUGCCAACAAAAUCUGCUUCUUAUAUUCCAGUAACUAAAGAAUUAAAAGUUUCAUAACAGAUUAUUAAAAGUUUUUUCAGAUGGUUUAAGCCAAUAAUAUUGCUUUGCCAGUCCAAUCUGCUCUUAGCCUCAGUGUCAAGGGAAAGAAUAUCUUGUAAUGUAAUAAAUCCCUUGAAGUGAGGCAUUGUGUUUCAAUGUGGCUGCACUGUAACUCAUAAAUCUGAAAACCUGCUGCCUGCUCUUUCUGUCCUCUCUCUGUGGGUCGUCCGCUGCUCAUUCCAACGACGCCUGGAGCAAAACAAAGAGAGCUUGUAAAUAAAGUCAUACUUGGA